CAGUCACCAGUCUGUGGCUGAGGAAGGGUUUUGCUUUUUUAUGCUCUGUAUUGGGAAGGCAGAUAAAAUGCCAGGGCUGGACUGCCUCUGGGGAUAACCUCAGCCUGUGUGAUGUGAAUGAAUAGCCUCUUGCCUAGUAAAUCCCCAGGAAUUGAUAAGGCAAGCGCUGUUCUUCCAACAGGCCUUUUCUAUCUUUUAGUUGUAGCUGUGGCUUCUGUAGCAAUUUUAUUUUUGCCUUGGAAGAGGUGCUCUGGAUUAUCAGACCUCCAUGUAUGACAAUUUGUACCUGCAUGGAAUUGAAGACUCGGAGGCUGAAGAAUAAUGUGAUGUGUUACCCACGAUGGUGUGACCAAAGCUUCAAGCCAAUGGAGAAGACUAGGCCUAAAUAGCUGACCCGGUGAAGUGACAGAUAAAGCCACACCUGGAGUACCACAUCCUCAGCAGUCUUUCUCAGUGCUAAGGCAUUGAUGGCUGGUUCCGCGGAUUCCUACACGAGCAGGCCGUCUGACUCCGAUGUCUCUUUGGAAGAGGAUCGGGAAGCGAUUCGGCAGGAGAGAGAACAACAAGCCGCGAUCCAGCUGGAGAGAGCAAAGUCCAAGCCUGUAGCAUUUGCUGUGAAGACGAACGUGAGCUACUGUGGGGCCUUGGACGAGGAUGUGCCCGUUCCGAGCACGGCCAUCUCCUUCGACGCCAAGGACUUCCUCCACAUUAAAGAGAAAUAUAACAAUGAUUGGUGGAUAGGAAGGCUGGUGAAAGAGGGCUGUGAGAUUGGCUUCAUCCCUAGUCCUCUUAGACUGGAGAACAUACGGAUUCAGCAAGAACAAAAAAGGGGACGUUUUCACGGAGGGAAAUCCAGUGGAAACUCUUCUUCAAGUCUUGGAGAAAUGGUAUCAGGGACAUUUCGAGCAACACCCACAUCAACAGCAAAACAGAAGCAAAAAGUGACGGAGCACAUUCCUCCUUACGAUGUUGUGCCAUCCAUGCGUCCGGUGGUGUUGGUGGGGCCGUCACUGAAGGGUUAUGAGGUAACAGACAUGAUGCAGAAAGCCCUCUUUGAUUUCCUGAAGCACAGGUUUGAUGGGAGGAUAUCAAUAACAAGAGUGACAGCUGACAUUUCUCUUGCUAAGAGGUCUGUCCUAAAUAAUCCCAGCAAGAGAGCAAUAAUUGAACGUUCGAACACUCGGUCCAGCUUAGCGGAAGUACAAAGUGAAAUUGAAAGAAUCUUUGAGUUGGCGAGAUCUUUGCAACUGGUUGUUCUUGACGCAGACACCAUCAAUCACCCAGCGCAACUUAUAAAGACUUCCUUAGCACCAAUUAUUGUUCAUGUAAAAGUCUCAUCUCCAAAGGUUUUACAGAGGUUGAUUAAGUCUAGAGGAAAGUCGCAAAGCAAACAUUUAAAUGUUCAACUGGUGGCAGCUGAUAAACUUGCACAAUGUCCCCCAGAGAUGUUUGAUGUUAUACUGGAUGAAAAUCAGUUGGAGGAUGCAUGCGAACAUCUGGGAGAGUACCUUGAAGCUUACUGGCGUGCUACCCACACUACCAGUAGCACCCCCAUGACCCCUCUGCUCGGAAGGAAUUUGGGCUCAACUGCGCUCUCACCAUAUCCCACAGCAAUUUCCGGGUUACAGAGUCAGCGUAUGAGGCACAGCAACCACUCCACGGAGAACUCUCCAAUUGAGAGACGAAGUCUAAUGACUGCUGAUGAAAAUUAUCACAAUGAAAGGGCUCGGAAGAGUAGGAACCGCUUGUCUUCCAGUUCCCAGCAUAGCCGAGAUCAUUACCCUCUUGUGGAAGAAGAUUAUCCUGACUCAUACCAGGACACUUACAAACCCCACAGGAACCGAGGAUCGCCUGGGGGAUAUAGCCAUGACUCCCGACAUAGGCUUUGAGUCUGCAGAAGCAAACAAAAAAUUCAUCUGUUGACAAUUUGCCAUAGCACUGCUAGGAUAAACCAAUCAUCUUAACUUGGCAAGUACAGCACAGUAUUUACUGUGCUUAUGGGCUGUUGUCAUUUGAAGCUAAGUAAGGGGCAAAAAAAAAAAAAAAGUACAUGAUGCCCUUAAGUCUAGAUGGUUAUUAGAUGCCCAGUCAUAUAGAUAUUUUUAAGCUCAGCAUUUACAUAACAGUACCUUUUGUUUUCUUCAUUAGAUUUAGACACAUCGAUUUGUAAUUUUAGGGUACUUAUCAAGGCACAUAUAAAAUAAUUUCCCAUGCUGGAAAUUCCAAAUGACCAGUUCCAGUUGGAACCAAUUUAUAAACCAAUUCCUGUUGGAAUUUGGGCAAAUCGACUAGAAAGUCUACUUGAGCAUGUUGCAGUCAAUUUAAAAA
Molecule: messenger RNA, 2328 nt
Organism: Mustela lutreola (European mink)
Lineage: Eukaryota; Metazoa; Chordata; Mammalia; Carnivora; Mustelidae
Gene: CACNB4
Product: calcium voltage-gated channel auxiliary subunit beta 4
Exons: 14
Coding region: 468-1889 (473 amino acids)
Biological process (GO): calcium ion transmembrane transport; chemical synaptic transmission; neuromuscular junction development
Cellular component (GO): voltage-gated calcium channel complex
Molecular function (GO): high voltage-gated calcium channel activity; protein binding
Source: RefSeq, a predicted model, not a curated record